UUUGCUCGGUACUGCAAGGUCAGAUUAUGCAGUGUGCCUUGCACCAUCGUUCUGGCUGCCGAUCCGUGCACUCUUCUCGGAUCUGGGUUUGACUCCUUAUGCCUUGUUCUGAAGCAUUUACCAGUUUUUGUUUGCACCUGCCUGCUCUGUGCUAAAUCUUCUCAACUCCUCACCCAAAGACCCUCUUCAUUUCCAUCUCCAAUGAAUCCCUCCACCCAUAUCUCCCUUCUGCCACCACUCCUCCUCCUCCUCCUCCUCCUCUCGCUUCUUAGCACCUCCCACGCGGCCAUCACCUGCUACACCUCCAUCUUCAGCUUUGGUGACUCCCUCGCCGACACCGGAAACUUACUCCACGACGUUGGCAAGAAUAAUAUCCAUGUCGGCCGACUCCCGUACGGCGAGACCUACUUCCGUCGCCCCACCGGCCGGUUCUCCGACGGCCGAUUGGUUGUCGACUUCCUCGCUCAGGCAAUGGGACUUCCACUCCUGCCACCGUAUCUCGCCGGGCCGGGCCGCAAGGGUUUCCGGCGAGGCGCGAAUUUCGCCGUGGCCGGGGCCACCGCGAUUGAGAACGGAUUCUUUACGGAGAAGGGGAUCCAGGUCCUGUGGUCGAACAACUCGUUGGGCUCUCAGAUUGAAUGGUUCCGGCAACUGCUGCCCUCACUUUGCUCCUCAGAUUCAGACUGCAACGAUAUGUUCCGAAAUUCUCUCUUCUUGGUGGGAGAGAUAGGAGGGAACGAUUACAACUACCCAUUCCUCCAAGCAAGAUCUCUAGACGAAAUAGUGUCCUAUGUUCCUCGAGUGAUGGACGCCAUUAGCUCCGCAAUUACGGCGUUGAUUGAGCUCGGGGCACGAACGUUGGUGGUGCCGGGGAACUUCCCAAUUGGAUGCAAUUCGGCCUAUCUGACGGUUUUCCGCAGCAACAGAAGUGAAGAUUAUGACGCAAUUGGAUGCAUCAAGUGGUUGAAUAAGUUCUCGAGAUUCCACAACAACCGACUCCGGGUGGUAUUGAACCGGGUCCGGCUACGUAACCCUCAUGCCACUGUAAUCUAUGCCGACUAUUAUAGUGCAGCCAUGAGCUUGUUUAGCUCGCCGGAACCCUCUGGUUUCCGUAUUUCACCUUUACCUGCUUGCUGUGGAGGUGGUGGACCUUACAAUUAUAACUCGAGCUUGCAAUGCGGAAAUUCGGGCUCAAACAUUUGUGCCGAUCCCUCGAUUUACAUCACUUGGGACGGAAUGCACAUGACUGAAGCGGCUUAUAGGAAGAUUGCCAUUGGCUUAUUAAAAGGACCGAAUGCUGUUCCUGCUAUCCUCAACACUUGCCCACAAACGAACCAGGAAUUCUCUAGGCCCCAGUAUGUGCUGUCUGAUGAUGUCUUGGAUGGAUGAACAUUGCUCAAAAAAAGGUGUAUUGGAUGGAUAAGACUCGAGAUAUAUACAAAUUUUACAAUGAUAUAUAGCACAACAAAUUUUAUUAUAUUGCAUCGAACCAUCUUGUAUGACAUUGGUCUAUACAAUUGCUAUCAAAUCCAGUAUGGAGAUUUUAAUCGAGGAAA
Messenger RNA from Phoenix dactylifera (date palm), 1556 nucleotides. Its product is annotated as GDSL esterase/lipase At1g31550-like. The record is from RefSeq and is a predicted model, not a curated record. NCBI's taxonomy places the organism in Eukaryota, Viridiplantae, Streptophyta, Magnoliopsida, Arecales, Arecaceae. Gene Ontology annotation, molecular function: hydrolase activity, acting on ester bonds.